Anopheles arabiensis is the source of this 1288-nucleotide messenger RNA. RefSeq lists its product as uncharacterized. The record is from RefSeq and is a predicted model, not a curated record. NCBI's taxonomy places the organism in Eukaryota, Metazoa, Arthropoda, Insecta, Diptera, Culicidae. The transcript is spliced from 3 exons. Bases 222 to 1154 code for a protein of 310 amino acids.
AUGAGCGUGGAUCAUUGUUUACCGAAUGGUUUUGUUUAUGUUUGCUGAAAUUUGUCGCAUUUUUCUAGCGUUGUUUCGGGGAGGACGCCGGAUUAAUCGGAUAGUUAUAUACAAAUUGACUUGAGUUUUACAAUCAGUUUAAGUGGCAUACGUACGACUGGAAGUAGAAUUAACAACAGAAGUCUUCCUCGGGUUCUAGGAAAGCUACACUUGCUUUAGUGAUGGAUCGGCAACGAAAGAAGCGUGUUGCUGCCGCGAAGCAAACAACGGAGAACGUGCGCGACCACCAGGAAGAGAUGGAAUACGACAGCGAGGAUACGAUGAUUGAGUUUAUCAAGGUGGAAUGCGGCACGAACCAAGAUGGUGAUCCGUUCAUCAGCAACGUUGAAAUAGAUGAUAACGAGCUAUUUCAGGACGGCAUGUUUGAGGAGGUGAGUGUGCGUAAAAAACCUCACACGAAGCAAACACCGAACAUUGAGGAUAAAACAGGACGCAACCGAGCAACAUUAAGAGAAAAGGUGCCAUUUAAAUCCACAACACCGUCAACGGCAACAAACUGCACGGAAGCACCGGCCGCAAAUGAAUCGCUCAUAAGCUUAUUCUCCAAGACCGAUCAAAGGCUGCUGGGCAUAGAGACCAGUCUGUUGGAAAUAAAUAGCAAGCUGGAUAAGAUUGGCGAUCAGUUCCAGUCGAUAUUGAACAACGCCGACUCGACCGAGCAAAAGAAGCCCAUGUACGUUGACAUCGAUUUCGAAAAGAUCGACAGCUUAGAGCAGCUGGAAACGUUUAACGACGAGCUGGCCAAGCCGGAAUACGAGGAGAAGAUAAGACAGUGGCUCGAGAGCAACAUAAUUGAUAUGAUGUGUGAUAACCGAAUGUCGGAUGCGAUAGAUAUGCUGUUUACGAGACGAUUUCUCACCUGUUGCAGCUGGACAGGGAUCGGUAAGGGUGCGCAGAAGAUCGCCAUGAUGCAGAUGACAAAUGUGACGAAAUUGUUCCAGCGCAUUGGCACUACCUCGCUGACUGUGGUUAAUAAUAAGCGUGUGGCAAUCUUCUUUAUGAAAAAGCUAAAGAAUGCAACCAAGAGAGCACAGGUAAAGGGCGUACGGCAGAGCACCUGUCGAGCGAUGGCAUCUGCCUCUUUGGAGUGUUAGUGAGGACCGGGAUGGACGUAUUACUUUGAACAACGCCGAGUUGGGUUUUUUUACUUAAAACAGACUAAUUAAAAAGAAUUUGAAUUAAGACAUGUUAAAUGUAAUAAUGCUACGAAUAAAUCGUGUGAAUUUAU